Messenger RNA from Sesamum indicum (sesame), 648 nucleotides. RefSeq names its product protein FLOWERING LOCUS T 1-like. The record is from RefSeq and is a predicted model, not a curated record. NCBI's taxonomy places the organism in Eukaryota, Viridiplantae, Streptophyta, Magnoliopsida, Lamiales, Pedaliaceae.
AUGGAUAUAAACUCACGAGACCCUUUGGAAGUUAGUCGUGUCGUCGGAGAUGUUGUAGACCCUUUUACAUCGUCCACUAGUCUACGGAUUUCCUAUGGUGGCAGGACAGUGGCUAAUGGCUGUGAUCUGAGAACUCCCCAUGUUAUCAGCCAGCCCAGAGUUGAGAUAGGGGGUGAUGACUUUCGAACUUUCUAUACUCUUGUUUUGGUGGACCCUGAUGCGCCAAGCCCUAGCAACCCACACCUAAGAGAAUACUUGCAUUGGUUGGUGACAGACAUCCCAGGAAGCACUGGCACAAGUUUUGGAACUGAAGUUGUGUGUUACGAGAGCCCUCAGCCGACGAUAGGAAUCCACCGCUUGGUUUUCUUGUUGUUCCGCCAACUGGGGCGGCAGACGGUGUAUGCUCCGGGGUGGCGCCAGAACUUCAUAACUAGAGACUUCGCUGAAGUGUACAAUCUUGGCUCGCCGGUUGCCGCUGUGUACUACAACUGCCAAAGGGAAAACGGGACUGGAGGCCGAAGAUCUUAGGACAACCGCCCAAUACUACUACCUCUCUUUGAUAUUUAUAUAUAUGAAAAGCAAGCAGUAGCGCAGCCACGUUUUCUUAAAUAGCCCUUUUUAGUGUUGGGAAAAUCAUAGGUCAGUAUA